This is a messenger RNA of Closterium sp. NIES-65, 1737 nucleotides long. Lineage: Eukaryota; Viridiplantae; Streptophyta; Zygnematophyceae; Desmidiales; Closteriaceae. The record is from the annotation of a GenBank genome assembly.
AUGGAGACCUCGCAGCCGUCCCUGGUUGCCCCUCCAUCUCUUCCCCAAAACUCUCCCCUAUCGCCGUAUCUCGCUGCCUUAGCCCUCUCGUCCCCCGUCUUGUCCGUUAACGACGAAGACACUAAUGGCGAGGAUAGAUCCACGCUCCUGUCCCCCGCGCUUGCUUCUCCCGCUGCGCCGAACUUCCGCUGCCGCUUCCGCACGCCGCUGUUCGGCUGCGUGGCGCUAGACGCGGUGCAGCGGGAGGUGCGCGGACGGCGCGAGCUUGCGGAGCGGGGAGCGCUGCAGGCGCAGGGGGAGGGGGGGCGGAAGCAGCAGGAGGGAAAGCAAACGGCAGCGCAAGAAAAGCGGAGACUGGCGCAGGAAAAGGGAAAGGGGACGGGGAUAAACCAGCAGCGGCUGGGGGCGGAAUCAGCAGCGGAAGGGGAGGAGGCACUGCGCAUCAGCCACGAUCUCGCCAUGUUUGUCGGAGGCCCAAUCUGGGCCGUUGAUUGGUGCCCUCUCCCUCGUUACAGUCACACCCAGUACCUCGCCGUCGCCUCUCAUCCCCAUCUGCGCCCAUUCUCCCCCAUUGGCGUCCCCCUGUGCGGACCUGCGCUGGUGCAGGUGUGGGCGGUUAGACUGGCGGAGGGGGACGGGGAAGCGGAGGGGGAGGGCGGGGGGAAAGGGGAGGGGAAAGGAGAGGGCGGAGUGGAGGGGAGUUUGCCCUGGUGGAUGCUGGCGAGCGGAAGGGGCAGGGGGAGAGGGGGGCGGAGGGGGAGAGGGGCGGGGAGAGGUACGGGGAGAGGAGUAGAAAGCGGGAGAGGGAGAGGGAGAGGGCGAGGGAGGGGGAGGGGUAAGGGGAGGGGGAGGGGAAAGGGCGGGGAUGCCACGAGCGGAGAAGCAGGAGGUGUUGGGGAGAGGCAGGAAAGUGCCGGGGGGAGCAGUGUGGGAGUGAAAAGGAAAUCUGGGGAUAUGGGGCUCGGUUCGCGAGGGUGGGAACGGGUGGAGUGGGAUGGGAGAGAGAGGAAGGUGGAAAUGAGAUGGGAGAGAGGGGAGGGUGGGGAUACAGGGAUAGGGUCAGGAGGCAGAGGAGGAAGAGGAGGAGAAGGAGAAAGAGGGGAAGGAGGAGGUGGGGGAGGAGGGAGAGAAGAAGGGGCAGAGGGGAGGAGCAAGAGAGCAGGAGGGCCUCAGGCGCAGAUGGUGCUGGGGAUUGCACACCAAGGCGGACUCACUCGCUGUGCCAGGUGGCGGCCGCUGGUUGGCGGGCGAGACAGCAGGGCAGGUCAAGGAGGAGAGGAGAGUCUUGGGUUGCUGGCGGCUGCCUUGGGAGAUGGCACAGUUGCAGUCUAUCACGUGCCACUGCCACAGCAGGACAGCAGCCGGUGGCAAGGCAUUAAACAGCAGCACCAAAAGCAGCACGAGCAGCAGCAGAAGCAGCAGCAGCAGCAGCAGCAGCACAAUCACGAGGCGCCAUGGCUGCUCCAACCGGCUCCCCACGGCCCUCUGCUCACUCUGCAACCCGUCUUCCAGUGGCAGUCCAACCCAGCCCAUGGCCCCACCAGGCUCCCCUGCGAGCUCGCGUGGAAGGUGGAUUCAGCCUCUCAUGCCGCCUCUCAUGCCGCCUCUCCUGCCUCCUCUCCUGCCGCCUCUCCUGCUUCCUCUCCUGCCACAUCAUGCUCCCCACAUCGCGCCACCGACCUCCUUGCUGCCGGCUUCCAGGAUGGUUCCGUCCGUAAUGACCCUCCCCACCUGUAA